AUGCCGAGCUGGGCACCACUAACAGCUGAGCAACUGGCCGAGCAGCGACGUGGCUUAAGUGAAGCACAAUUACAGGACCGCAAAAUCGUCAAUGUCAACGCCGAAACUGUAACCGAUGUCUCUGCUACCGAUAUCCCAGGCCAUUGGGGCCAAGGCCAAGACGACAGCUGGGACCUCGAACGAUUUCGACAAGUCCUGGACAUCAAGUUCUACCAAAACAAGCCCCACGAUGCUGCCUUCUCCCUCAUAGGCGUGGACGCCUCAAUCGCCAAUGCCUUCCGCCGCAUCCUCAUAGCCGAGAUUCCCACUUUGGCAAUCGAAGACAUCUUCGUCUUCGACAACACCUCCAUCAUCCAAGACGAAGUGCUCGCGCACCGAUUGGGCCUCAUACCCUUGACCGGCGGCAAAGAAGGUCUAGAUCGAAUGUCCUGGUUCAAGAAACCGCCACCCAAAGACGACUAUGCCGCGCAAGCCUUGUACGACCAAGACGAUCUUGCGCCUUCGGCCAGCGCCCCGAACGAUCAUAAUACGGUCGUCAUGUCGCUGAAAGUGGAAUGUCGCUGGGCUACCACGAAUGAAGAUGGUCGGGACGGCAAAGCGUUAGCUCUAGACGGCGAAACGGAUCCAAGUGUCAGGUACGUGAACAGUAACGUCUACGCACAUCAACUCGUCUUCGAACCUCAAGGCGAUCAGACGGACUGGUUCGCAGGCGACGACGCCAUCAGGCCCAUGAACCCGGACAUCCUCAUUGCGAAACUCCGACCCGGUCAGCGAAUCAAUCUCCGCUGCCACUGCAUCAAAGGCAUCGGUGGCGAUCACGCGAAAUUCUCCCCCGUGGCCACAGCCUCCUAUCGCCUCCUCCCACACAUCAACAUCAUCUCCCCCAUCUUAGGCAACGAAGCCAAGAAAUUUCAGCGCUGCUUCCCACGCGGCGUCAUCGAUCUCGUUCCCGAUGAGGAAAGCGGGGAGAACAAGGCUAUUGUGGCGGAUCCGAUGAAGGAUACGGUCAGUAGGGAGUGUUUGCGGCACGAGGAGUUCAAGGGGAAGGUCAAGUUGGGGAGGAUUAGGGAUCAUUUCAUUUGGGGCGUGGAGAGUACGGGGCAAUUUGAGAGCGAUGAGUUGUUUUUGGAUAGUGUGAGGUUGCUCAAGGCGAAGGCGGAGAAGUUUAAGCGGCAUCUGACUAAGGUGGAGGAGGGGGGUUAG
Recurvomyces mirabilis is the source of this 1203-nucleotide messenger RNA. It is a transcript of the gene RPC40, whose product is annotated as DNA-directed RNA polymerase core subunit rpc40. The record is from RefSeq and is a predicted model, not a curated record. Gene Ontology annotation, molecular function: protein dimerization activity. The transcript has a single exon. Gene Ontology annotation, cellular component: RNA polymerase I complex; RNA polymerase III complex. The coding region runs from base 1 to 1203 and encodes 400 amino acids. Lineage: Eukaryota; Fungi; Ascomycota; Dothideomycetes; Mycosphaerellales; Teratosphaeriaceae. Gene Ontology annotation, biological process: DNA-templated transcription.